Molecule: messenger RNA, 959 nt
Organism: Morus notabilis
Lineage: Eukaryota; Viridiplantae; Streptophyta; Magnoliopsida; Rosales; Moraceae
Exons: 3
Coding region: 80-583 (167 amino acids)
Source: RefSeq, a predicted model, not a curated record
ACAAACCAAAAUUCUCUCGUCUGAAAUCAUAAAACACUCGCUGGAGAUUCAGAGGGGGAAAAGUAAAAUCGCAAAAAUCAUGUCUUUGGUGGAUUACGCAUUGUCGGACGACGAAGACGACGUCGUUCCGGAGAAGCUCGUCGAAGAACAUGAAAAAGCCUAUCGGGAUCCUCCUCAACCCUCAACGCAUUCUCAAAAGCUUUCUGAAUCAAAGGAAAAGCCUGAAAGUUCCAACUCCAUAGCACAGCCUUCACUUGAGAAACUCCCAGAUGCUUCGGAGCUGUUGAACUCUACUGAUUUCUCAUCUAACAAUGCUUUGAGUGGCUCCACCAUUGACCACUCCUCCAUAGUGGCAACUGCUGUGGCUCAAAGUGCAUCACGGAAGAGGGACUCAAUAGGGACGUUGCCUUCCUCUCUUCCCCGCAGUAAAGUUCCUAAAGGGACGUUGCCUCAUUCCAAGAAUGUUCCAGAUACUGGUGGUGGCUUGCUUGUUCCUCCCCAGCUUAGUGGAAGGAGUAACACUGUGACAGAAGACAUAACCAAGCUAUUCGUCAAAAAGCAAGCUGAGCGCGCAUCAAAGUAGAUGGUGUUCCUCAAAUUGGUUGUAGUUAGGAAUGUUGCAGUCUUGUGUCUCGAUAAUGACAUUUUCAGGAGCAUGUCAACUUAUUGAGAAAUUUGCCCUUGUCGAAUGUAAAACCCGUCUAAUUUGCUAGCUCGUAAAUUGUGUUAUGGCAGUUAGCUAGGAUGAAAGUUGUCGAUUGCCUGUUUCGGAAAGAUCAUCAGUACUUCUCUACUUUUUUGCCUAUGAGACUUCCCAAAAGUCUUGAGGACUUCGAACAAGAUUACGAUAGCCUUGAUGUAUAAUAUAGGUAGAACAACUUCAAUUUCACUGCCAUUGGUUAAAGUUGAUACCAGAACUUAUUCUAUCAAGUUUAGGGCUACUCUAUUUUUAAGUUUUU